UAAGCUACACUGCCUCACCCUCAUGCCAAUCCCCUUCGGGGCUCUCCACGAGAUCUCUCCUCAUUCCUCAAUCGACCUCUCCUCUUCUAUUUUCUGCUGCUGCUAGCUAGGGUUGGCCCUUGCCCUUGGAGUUCGGCGGCGGCCGGCACCUGGCUGCUGGCUCUGGCAGCAGAUCUGACGGAGCCACAGAACGGAGGGCGAAUCGGCGUCGGCGGCAGCUGCAGGGCCAUGCCUGCUGUUGCUGCACAGCCGGCGACUGUGGCAGCCGAGUGCACGGCGGCCACAGCGGGCGCGAAAUCUGCGGAUGCGCCGGAAGCAUCGCCGGCCACGGCAAGCACAAAUGCGGAGGAUGGUGAGCCAAUGGCUGGUGUCGAGCAGGUUGAACUGAUGCCGUACGCAUCAACUACGGCCACAAGAAGUUCAGAGGCUGCAGCAUCAAAGGCACCAAAAAGAUUGAAAGUUAUUGAUUUGAAAUCUUUGUGGACUAGAGCAGCAGCUAAACCCAAAUCAUCUACAGCCAGUGCCUCCACUCCAUUACUGCAAACUGUGGAAAGUAGAAUUCAAAGUGAUACCCCUUCUGUUCACUUGCAAACACAUAAUGAAAUUGAAGUGGAACCAGAAGUGGCAAGCACAGAGCCUCAAGUUGUGGGAGAUGCAACAGUAAUCCAUGAAGACCAACAUGAGGGAAUUGAUGAUGACGAUCAUGAGGCAUUUUAUGAUAUUGAUUGGCUUCCACAUGAUCCUGGGACCUGGGGAGAGGAUUGCCAUAUCAGAUUAUAAUGUUAAUGAUCAAGCUACCGUGAGAAGACGAUACAUUGCAUUGGGGCCAUAUCAACCUCGAGGACAUGAUUUUCCAAGGAAAUUUAUUGGCGGUUGGCAUCGCUUUGUACCGAGUUGGUUUGAUACCUAUGAUUGGCUUGAGUACAGUGUGAAACUAGAUGCUGCAUUUUGCUUUGUUUGCUAUCUAUUCAAGAAUAAAAUUUGUAAAGGUGGAAAUAGUUUUGUGGAUGGGGGCUUUAGUCUUUGGAAUCAAACAAGUAAAUUUGACACACAUGGUUCUUGCAAGUCUCACUGUCUCGCUCAAGAGAAACAUGAUUUAUUCUCUAGAAGUGGAACAUCAAUUGGAGAUGCUUUAGAGAAACUAACCACAGAAGAAAAGGCCAUGUACAAAGCUCGCUUGAGAUAUUCACUUAGGUGCUUGAAGUUUAUUUUGAGACAGGGAUUAGCAUGUCGUGGACAUGAUGAAAGUGACGAGUCUCUUAACAAAGGAAAUUUUCUUGAACUUCUAAAUUGGCUAGCAGAAAGUUUUGAGGAUGUUAACAAGGUUGUUCUAAAGAAUGCUCCAAAGAACUGCAAGCUGGCCUCCCCUAUGAUAAAAAAGAGCUCAUAAACUGUUGUGCCAAAGAGACCACUAAACUUAUUAUAGAAGAUCUUGGUGAUGACUACUUUGCAAUACUUGCGGAUGAAUCUAGUGAUGUGUACCAAAAGGAACAAUUAGCUCUUUGCAUACGUUAUGUUGAUAAGAAAGGAAGGGUAGUUGAGAGAUUUCUUGGUAUUGUCCAUGUGGAGAACACUACCUCGUUGACACUGAAAAAAAUGCUAUUGAGAAACUACUUAUGGAUCAUUCAUUGAGCUUGUCUAGAAUUCGUAGGCAGGGAUAUGAUGGUGCUAGCAACAUGAAAGGUGCACUUAACGGCCUAAAGAAAUUAAUUAUGGAUGAGUCGCCUUCAGCUUAUUAUGUGCAUUGCUUUGCACAUCAGCUUCAGUUAACCCUUGUGGCUGUUGCCAAAGAAAAUCAAGAUUGCAAAUGUUUCUUUGAGCAACUUGGGUUGUUGUUGGCAGCCAUCGGGAAUUCUUGUAAGAGGUUGCAAAUGCUUCGAGUUGCUCAAGCGGAGCAUGUUAUUGAAGCAUUAGAGUUGGGUGAAAUUGAAAGUGGCCGUGGUUUGAAUCAAGAAAUGGGUUUAGGUAGGCCUGGAGAUACUCGUUGGGGGUCUUACUACAAAACGAUACAACAUAUUAUUCUCAUGUAUGAGCCUAUCCGAAAGGUGCUGCAAGAAAUUGGAGAUGAUCCUGAAUACAAAGAAACAGGGAAAGCUGAAAUGGCCUUGUGUUCACUUGAGUCAUUUGAAUUUGUGUUCCUUGCACAUUUGUUGGACACCAUAUUUGGCUACACAGAUGACCUUAAUUGUGCUUUGCAAAAGAGGGAUCAAGACAUUGUCAAUGCCAUUUCUCUCAUAUAUUUGACAAAGACUCAGCUUGAGUUAUUGCGGGAGGAUAAUGGAUGGGAGAGCUUUCUUGCUGAUGUUACUUCUUUUUGUGUGAAGCGCAAGAUAGAUGUUCCCAAUAUGGAUGACAUAUACAAGGCAGCUGGAAGGUCAAAGAGGAAGUAUGUCAAACUCACAAAUUAUCAUCGUUUCAAAGUUGACAUGUUUUUAGGCAUCAUUGAUAGGCAACUUAAGGAGCUCAAUGAUAGGUUUGAUGAGGUAAACACUGAUUUGCUUAUCUAUAUGUCAUCAUUCAAUCCCAAGUAUUCAUUUGCUGCAUUUGACAAGGAGAACUUGAUGAAACUUGCUAAAUUUUAUCCCAAAGAUUUCUCAGUCACCGAGUUGAGGCGUCUAUCCUAUCAACUUGGUAAAUUCAUUAUUGAUGUGCGUGGUGAUGAAAGAUUUAGGAAGGUGAAGAAUAUUGAUGAGCUUUCAGUCUUACUUGUUGAAACAGAUAAACAUGCCAUACACGCAUAUGUGUACAAGCUUUUGAAAUUAGUGUUGUUGCUACCAGUUGCAACAGCAAGUGUCGAAAGGGCAUUUUCAGCUUUGAAUUUUGUGAAGAACAAGCUAAGAAAUAGCAUGGGGGAUCAAUACUUAAAUGAUUGCUUGGUUCCAUUUAUUGAGAUGGAAUUUUUCCUACGUGUUGCUGAUGAAGACAUCAUCUCCCGUUUCCAAAAGCCACCUCGUCGAGUUAAUUUGUAACUUUUUUAUUGUAUGGAUAAUAGAUUAAGGAACUAUUUGUAUUGUAUCAUGUAACUUUAACCUUAUUUUCAUGAAGCUCUAUCUUUUAUGUGC
This is a messenger RNA of Panicum virgatum (switchgrass), 3062 nucleotides long. Its product is annotated as zinc finger MYM-type protein 1-like. The record is from RefSeq and is a predicted model, not a curated record. Lineage: Eukaryota; Viridiplantae; Streptophyta; Magnoliopsida; Poales; Poaceae. Gene Ontology annotation, molecular function: protein dimerization activity. The coding region runs from base 1617 to 2969 and encodes 450 amino acids. The transcript is spliced from 2 exons.